Molecule: messenger RNA, 1730 nt
Organism: Psylliodes chrysocephalus
Lineage: Eukaryota; Metazoa; Arthropoda; Insecta; Coleoptera; Chrysomelidae
Source: the annotation of a GenBank genome assembly
ACAGUGGCUUUAAAAUUCAAAUCGUUUACUCAUGUGGCAACGUUGUUUGCCCGCUGUUAUUAAAUGACAUUGACAGUGACAACUCCAUUUAAAAAUUAAAAAUAAACAAGUGUGUGUCUGUGAAAUUUUGUGGUAAUGAAUCCAGUUUACGACUUCAUUCAGAAAAACAGAGUGUUAGCUUUAAUAGAAAAGGCUCAACAAACAAAUGCUCGAAAUUUAGCACUUGAUGAUUUUGAUUUAACAUAUUUUCCAGACGUAUUAAUAUCUUGUCAAGGUCUACAUUCUCUUAACAUAGGUCAUAACACUAUUGUGGAUAUUCCUUUGGAAAUAUCACAAUUAAAAAAUCUACAACAUUUGUCAUUAGAAUACAAUCAUUUAGAUAUAUUUCCGGAGACAUUGAAGAACCUUCCACAGCUGAUCACCUUGAAUAUUAGCCACAAUCCUCUACAUGAUCUGACUAAAGAUAUUGGAUGUUUGGUUUCUCUUGAAACCUUAUGGUGUAAUAGCUGUUUAUUGACAAGAAUUCCAGAAGAAAUAGGAAAUUUAACUAAGCUUCAAACCUUUGGUGCUAGACACAAUAAAAUUAACAAGUUGCCAAAUAGAAUAUGUGAGCUAAUCAAUUUAAAGUGGUUAACAAUGGAAGACAAUAAUUUAAAUUCUAUACCUAAAGAAAUUGACAAAUUACAGAUGAUAAAGCACAUAAACUUCAACAAGAACAAUUUUAGCUAUAUCCCUUAUAGGCUAUCGAAAUUAAAGAAUUUAAAAUAUUUACAUUUACAAAGUAAUGAAUUCUUUUCUAUGCCAGAAAGGACAAUUUUCGCUAUGCCUCAUACAAAAAUAAAUCUACAACAUAAUCCGCUAAGGUUAGAAGAUAAUAAGAUAUUUACGAACAUUAUAAUAACUGGUAGUGAAAAUGAAAUACUAGACAUGAUUGGGUACGAUUCUGACUCCAGCUCAGACGACUGGGACAACAGCUUAGAUAGUACUGAAUUAAACUAUUCAGCCACAGAUGAAGAUAGCGAUAAUGAAAACCGAGAAGUUAUAUCCAAUAUGCCAAUCCUUUCCAAAUUUUUAGUAACGUGUUGAAUCUCAUAAAAGUGAUGUUUUGCCAAAUCUUAGACCAGACCCUUCAAAACAAAUUAAAAUUGGUACUGAAAAUGCAUUCAGAGACUGUGGAAAUAGCUUUUUGUAAGAUGAAUCAGAUCGAGAAAGUCUCAAUAUUUCUUAUGAAAUUUAUAAUUGAAAAUUUCAAAUUUUCAUUUUAAUUUUUUAAAACAAAUACCGAUGUGAGUAGUUAGACCAUAGCUGAGAAUAAAAUAUGCUAAGAUUGAUAUAAAAUUUGAAUCAAGUAGGUAACAGAUAUAGUAAAAGAAUAAUAUUCAACUGGCAGUAGUGUUUAUUACUGUUCCUUGAAUAAGAUACUAUUAAUUGAGCACUUAAGGUAGAUAAAUGAGAUUAAUAAAGAAGUUGCUAUUGGUUAAUUUUGAAUAGAAAUUAUAAUCAUUAUGUUAUUUAAUAACAACUAAUUGAUAUUUUUAAAAAAGGAUGAGAGAAGAAAUAUAUAUUUUUUAAUAUUAACUGUUCAGGGUAUGGUCUAGUUUCCAAGUUACAAUGUGUAUGUGCGACAAAAUCACAUUAUCAACAUCAUUCCACAUCAAUUUAAGAAAAAUAUGAAUGUUCCUUACUUAUGUUCUAAUUGUAACAAUAUAUACUGUUUUUGAUCGCGAACG